AGAGUGGAGGGAGUAUUUGUGUGUGAUACUGUUGGUAUAUUCUGUGCCGUAUCCAUAAGCAAUAGUCUCUAUAUUUCAUUGGACACGAAGGCAACUCGUAAACCUCCAACGUCUACCAUUUUUAAGAGAGAUUGUACCAAAUUCAAUAGAGCGAAACAAAAAGACGAUCCUUUGUUGCAAUGUUUUCGAGUCUUGAUCAUGGCAUGAUGGAUGGGGUUUGGGGAGGAACUUAACCUCUCUGAAUUCCCAAAUAAAUUGCUAAGGAAGUCAGAGAAAAUCAGAGGAACAUGGUUUUGUUUGCAAGUUUUGAACUGGGUCAAGUUCCUUUGGUUGACUUGUCAAUAUUCUGUGCUAGUUUUCACUAGUUUUCACGACGAUAGUUUAUAUGACUCCAGUAAUAUAUAGAAGCGGCAAAUGGUUGCAUGGAAAUGUUAAACUAGAUGGAGAAGCACCUGCUUUCUAAUACUAAAAUUGGCUAUUAAAUCAAGCUGUGAGGACAUGUCUGCAUGACCUGGUCUUCCUGCAAACUUCUUCUGGUUUAACGAACUCUUUUAGUGAGGCAAAUUUUCUCUGGCACUGGAUCUACCUGACAGAAAGUUCGUCUUGAAGAAAGAAGGACCUUUUGGCAAUAUAUAUUUAAUUUCUUAAAGAAGUGAAUCUCUUCGGGUUGGGAAGUCAUCAGGAUUCAGCUCGUUGGGGCAAAUCUCCUUUGGCAAAGUUACUGAAGUUUCCUCUAGCCGGGUAGUUCACCUGAUAGUGAAUAACUAAGCAGAGUUGAGACUUUCAGAUUAUUAUCAUUUACUGAGGAUUGCAUCCUUGCUACAGAGCAGAUCUCCUUUUGUUUGAAUUUUUGCUCUGGCAAAUUUUUUGUAUCUUGUUGAUAUAUAUCCUUACAGUGCAAUCUUCAUUGGAAGUUUCUUCUUGCAAGAGCUUCAGUCCAUUUCUUGGGCAAAUCUCCUUUGGCAGCUGGAGUCCAAGUUGACUCCUAUCAUCCCCGUGGGCUAUCGGGAAUCUUGAGUUGGAUCCCUUUAUCCCUGUAGGGCAAAUCUCCUUUGGCAUUUGGUAAGCCUGAAUUGGCUUCCUGUUAUCACUUUACAAGGCUUAAGCAUAAGAUCUCUAUUUUCAGAGGUCAAGAUAUAUUUUUGUACUAUCUACAUUUGAAGCUUGGCAACAAUACCAAAAAUAAACUAACAUCAGAGUUCUACUAGCAUUGAUACUGUAGCUGAUCUUUGCCAGACCAUCAAUUGCAGUGUGUUUUAGAGUAUCAGACGGGUACAACUUUUGGAAUUUCAAGUUGCUUAAGCAAGUGAAAAUUUAGUGGUAUACGGGCUUUUAAUAAUAGGAAAUAUUUUUCGAGUCAAAGUUCCAGUGCACCUAGGGAGGAAAAUUAUAAAAAAAAAAAAAAAAGGAAAACAAAAGAAACAAAGUUGCUGAAUUGAAGUGUUGAUAUAUUCUUGUAGAUGAUGGAUAUUCUCUCGAGUGAUUCUGAUUGGGAAAGUGACAGCGGCAGCGAGCUUGACUUUCUCUACAGUGGGCAGGCACAUUGCAUUUUGUCAAGCCUGGAGGAAAGCCUAGGCAAAAUUGAUGAUUUCCUCUCAUUUGAGAGGGGCUUCGUGCAUGGGGACAUUGUUUGCUCCGCUGUAGAUCCAUCUGGACAGAUGGGGAGAGUUGUGAAUGUCAAAAUGUCAGUUGACUUGGAAAAUGUUAAUGGAAAAAUCAUAAAAGAUGUUGAUUCCAAGGAUCUUUUAAAGAUCCGUUCCAUUUCGUUGGGAGAUUAUGUGGUCCAUGGACCAUGGAUAGGAAGGGCUGAGAAAAUUCUUGACAAUGUCACUAUCAUCUUUGAUGAUGGGACAAAGUGUGAGGUAACUGCACCAGAUAAAGAAAAGGUUUUGCCUGUUUUUCCAAACAUGCUUGAAGAUUCAGUAUAUCCCUACUAUCCAGGACAGAAAGUGCAGGUUAGGCUUUCUGGUGCUUCGAAGUCUUCUAGAUGGUUAUGUGGUUCUUGGAAGGAAAACCAAGAUAUAGGAACUGUUUCUUCUGUAAAAGCUGGUCUAGUGUACGUUGAUUGGAUUGCCUGUGCUCUUGUUGGUUGUGAAUCCAGUUUGCCUGCUCCCCAACAUUUGCAGGCUGCAAAAAACUUGACUCUUUUGCCGUGUUUUUCACAUGAAGGUUGGCAGCUUGGUGACUGGUGUAUGCUUUCUGAUUGUAAGGGUGUGAAGGAGCAGAUGGUUUUUGACGAGUCUAACCUUGAGCUCAGUAAUGAGCAUGAUAAGAUAGGAAAAGGGUCGAAGAGACAAUCUUCUUGCUCCAAUUUUAAUGAAAUCUUUGUUAUUGUGAAGACAAAGACCAGAGUUGAUGUUUUGUGGCAGGAUGGUGACAGCUCAUUGGGAUUGGAUUCACAGUCUCUGGUCCCCGUAAAUGUUGUUAAUGCUUAUGAAUUCUGGCCAGGGCAGUUUGUUGUUGAGAAGAGUGCUUGUGAUGACCAACAUGUUUCUGGCAACCAAAGAUGGGGAGUUGUAAGUGCUGUGGAUGCAAAGGAACAUACAGUUAGGGUGAAUUGGAAAUCAACCACAGUGAACCAGGCUACUGAUGUGCAGGCCAACCAGAUGGAAGAAACUCUUGGUGCUUAUGAACUGGUUGAGCACCCGGACUACUCCUAUUGUUAUGGUGAUAUCGUAUUCAGAAAUGUAGAUCAGGCUGAUAAGCAUCAUUUGAGUAGGGGGAUGAGUAUGGGUGAUACUGAAAGCAAGGACUGUAAUAGACACCAUAUUCAUAAUGGCUACUUGUCCUGUAUUGGCUAUGUUACAGGCUUUAUAGAUGGUGUGGUGGAGGUGGUGUGGGCUUCUGGUGUUAAAACCAAGGUUGAACCUAGUGACAUUUUCCGAAUUGAUAAAUAUGGAAAUUCAGUGACAAAUUCUGCAAUGAAUGAGCAGAAUAUUGAUGAAAUGAAUGAGGAAAAAGAGAUGAUCGAUCUUGACAAACAAUCCUCUAGCUUGAAAGGAAAGGAUUUGCUAAAUUCUAAUAGCAAGAAUGAGUCCAAAACGUGCCCAUGGAAAUCAAGCUCCUUUUUUCUUCCUCAAUCCACUGUUGGAUUUUUCAAGGGCAUUGCAGCAAGUAUAUUUGAAUCCUUUGGUUCUACAUCGCUGUCUGGCCCAUUACCAUAUGACUCUAUUUCUAAAGAUGACAAUCAAUCUGAGACACCUGAAGAGAAAGGAAUACCAGAAAACUGCAAGCUCUGCACAGAGAUGCAACCUGUAAUACCAGGUGAGAUGCAGAGAUCUGAAAUCACAAGUUUAAAGUGGGAAGUCAAUCUCUUUCAGGACAAUAAAGAAUUUCCACCUUCACCAGAGAGCAAGAGUGUGGGACAGUUCAGACAAUUUGAAAUGGUCAACGAUUGCUCUGAUCACCAAUUUAUUGAAGGUGCAGGCAAGGGAUUGUUUUCAAUAUAUGAGGUUAAAAGAAGUUGGUUGAAGAAGGUCCAACAAGAAUGGAGUACCCUAGAGAAAGAUCUUCCUGAAUCAAUAUAUGUCCGCAUCUAUGAGGAAAGAAUGGAUCUUCUUCGAGCAGCUAUUGUUGGUGCCCCUGGAACUCCCUAUCAUGAUGGGGUGUUCUUCUUUGAUAUAUAUUUUCCUCCAGAGUAUCCUCUUGAACCUCCUUUGGUAUACUAUCAUUCUGGUGGGCUUCGUGUCAAUCCCAAUUUAUAUGAGUCUGGAAAGAUCUGCCUCAGUCUCCUCAACACAUGGACGGGCACAGGCACUGAAGUGUGGAAUCCAGAGAGCUCCAAUAUUCUUCAAGUUCUUCUCUCCCUCCAGGCCCUUGUGCUUAAUGAAAAACCUUAUUUCAAUGAAGCUGGGUAUGAUAAGCAGAUAGGAAGAGCCGAGGGAGAGAAAAAUUCCGUGAGUUAUAAUGAAAAUGCAUUCCUCAUGACCUGGAAGUCCAUGCUUUACUUGCUUCGCCGCCCGCCAAAGCACUUUGAAGCACUCAUGGAGGAACACUUGCAGCAACGAUCUCAAAAUAUUCUAUUGGCUUGUAAAGCAUAUAUGGAAGGAGCUCCAGUAGCAUGCCUAACUGGAAGUGGACAGAUGGAGCAUAGAUGUGAAAGGGGCAGUUCUACUGGUUUCAAACUAAUGCUUGCUAAGAUCUUCCCAAAAUUGGUGGAGGCAUUUUCUGCCCACGGAAUUGAUUGCAGCCAAUUUGCAGAGUUAGCACAUUAAAAUGUGCAGAUCAAUACAUUUGUACCAUAUGUAUAAAAUCUGUAUCGUAUCAAAAUGUGUUUGAAGACUGAAGGAGUGCUUUUAUGCCUGUCUUGUUUGCUUAUUUUGCUUGAAGGAUGUUGUCUAUGAAAUGUCAUCUUGUGUUGUGUAUAUUUUUGAGGGAGAAUAAAGGAGUUGCAGAUAAACAUUAAUACAACUCCUGGUUAUGUGAUUAUGUUAAUGUUCUGUAACAGUGUGAUUAAUAAAAACUAUAAGUAAUUAAGUAUUGUUUA
This is a messenger RNA of Jatropha curcas, 4486 nucleotides long. RefSeq names its product phosphate 2 (gene PHO2). Gene Ontology annotation, molecular function: ubiquitin conjugating enzyme activity. NCBI's taxonomy places the organism in Eukaryota, Viridiplantae, Streptophyta, Magnoliopsida, Malpighiales, Euphorbiaceae. The record is from RefSeq and is a predicted model, not a curated record.